Messenger RNA from Gloeophyllum trabeum ATCC 11539, 1015 nucleotides. Its product is annotated as mitochondrial ribosomal protein S15. Gene Ontology annotation, cellular component: ribosome. The record is from RefSeq and is a predicted model, not a curated record. Gene Ontology annotation, molecular function: structural constituent of ribosome. Gene Ontology annotation, biological process: translation. The coding region runs from base 1 to 873 and encodes 290 amino acids. The transcript has 3 exons. NCBI's taxonomy places the organism in Eukaryota, Fungi, Basidiomycota, Agaricomycetes, Gloeophyllales, Gloeophyllaceae.
AUGUUGCGGUCCUGUUUUUCGCAAAGCUCGAGGGCCGUCGCCUCCUCCAGCACAUGCACCCGGGCAGGCCUGCACACCUCCGCCGUCUGGCGAGCCGAGGGCCACCGCGAACGCACCGCCCGCCAAGCUAAAAAGGCCAACCUCGAGCAGCGCGCCGAGCGCCAACGCCUCGCGCAGGCCACCCGCCCGCACGUCGUCCUUGGCACGCGGCCAGGCGACGAGUCGAAAUGGUCGACAUGCGACCUCGCGAAGGUCCUCGUCACCGAGGAGCAACUGCUCGCCUCGCCCGCGCCGCAGCUCGUCUCGCACCCGCUCGGCGAGCUGCGCCUUCCCCCACUCUUCCAGUUCGGCGUGCGCGAGGAGGAGAAAAGGCUGCUGUUCGAGACGCUGCCCGUCCUCUCGGCGGAGGCGGCGACGACGCGCAACGACGUGCGCGUGCGGCGCGCGCAGAACUCAAGGCAGGGCGCGGACCCGUCUGCGUUGAUGGCGGAGUACCAGCGCGAGAUGGUCGGCGAGGUGCGGAAGAUGAACCAGAUGGCGAGCUUGCUGGACUUGCGGAACACCAAUGCGGCGGGGCUGGCGUUCGAGAACCGCAAGCGGGUCGUGCAGGCGUUUUCGGACCCGCGGAAGCCAAACGAUCCGGGCAGGCCUGAGGUGCAAGCUGCUCUCCUUACGAUGAAGAUUCGUAACCUGUGGUCGCAUCUGACCAAGUACAAGCGGGACGUCGGCAACCGUCGGUGGUUGCGCAAGCUCGUACAUCAGCGAGCGAAAAUUCUCAAGUACCUGAAGCGGUUGGACCGAGACAGGUAUGAAGCGUUGCUGCCGCGCCUGGCGUUAGAGCCAGGGAGUGUGGAGGGGGAGCUCGUGGUAUAACAUGUCGAGCUACAUCACACCGUACCUGCAUUUACUGGGAUAGCCAAGGGUCACUCUAAUAAUCUAUACCUGUUAUGCAUAAUUUCCGCUGUUCUGUGUCCGUGCAGACUCGUCCCGCUGAAUAGCACAAUGGAAUCGUCGC